Molecule: messenger RNA, 507 nt
Organism: Ostreobium quekettii
Lineage: Eukaryota; Viridiplantae; Chlorophyta; Ulvophyceae; Bryopsidales; Ostreobiaceae
Source: the annotation of a GenBank genome assembly
AUGAUUGGUGUCCGGUGUUGCCGGUGGGACAUUGCAGGUAUCGUCACCCUGUGCGCGCCGCCCACGACGUACUACAGGAUAUCGGAAGAGAUUGACGAAGUGCCCGCGCACGCGUGGCAGGCUUUGUUUGGGGGAUACUGCUGCUGCCUUGGUUUCCCAAUUCGCACAAAGUUGCGAAAGAAGUACAACCUGCAGGUGUGCCCAUUUCAAUGCUGUUGGAGACUCCUUUCCAUUUCUGCGCCUUUUUCCCCUUUCUCGCUCGACAGUUCAAAGUCCCAGAUCAAUCCUCUACGCACUCACACACACCACACAUCUCCUUGGUGGACGCAUGCAUGGACUGGGGGCACUACAUUGUGCUUGCAUUCACCGCCUGACAUCGCCAGCUUGGUGAAAGGGCCUGCCUUGUCUUGUAGUGACAAGUACGUAAUCGAUUUUUUACUCACACACACGUCCUCUGGGGGUGCUUCUUUGUAUGCUGUGGCUUCCUGGGAUUGCAACACAUCUUGA